GAGUCUGGAGGCUGACAAGAGGCAGCCAAGAGGAAAGAGGAAAGAGGAACGAGGAAAGAGGAAGGAGGAAGGAGGCGAGAGGCAGGAGGCAACUGCAGCCUCUGUUGAUACUUCUGACUUCCCCCGCAAUUCAGUCACUCAGUCGUACCAUGACCACGUGCGCGCUUGGUGCUGGUUAAACCGGCAACCAAGAAGAUAUCGGUCUCCCCUGAAAACCGUACUUUCGAAAAAUAGACAGAAAAAAAAAAAAAAAAAAACAAAAAUCAAAUCGAAAAGGAUAAAAAAAACAAGUUUCGAUAACGACAAUUUCGAGUCCCGAUUACGAGGGUCUGAUUAACGAACGGAGUCGCACGAUCGUCGAUUUUAUUCUUCCACAAUCGGUGUGUGCGGAUUUGAAAAAUUAUUAAUAAUUUAUUAAAAAAAACAGAAAAUAAAAUUAUCGAAAAAAAAAUAAAAAACGCGCGCACGUGGUUGUUGUAUUAUUUCUUUUCGUCAUCGAAAUACAUUCUCGCCGAUGAUGUCGAGUUGAAUAAUCGCGAUGAACGAAGUGUGUAGCUCCAUGACGAUUUGAAGUGAAACGAAAAAAAAAAAGAAAAAAAUAUUCGGUGCACCGAUAGGAAUAUUCAAUGUGAUAGGGGGAAAAAAAAUGAUAUUCGGUACGAGUUAUAAAUUAUUCGAUGAAGUGCUUGAAAGAUUUUGAAAAAAUUUGAGCCCGAUCGUCGAUAGAUCGUCAGACUGUACAGCGAGCGUGGGAGUGGUUUCAUCCCUUAACAAAAGUCGAAUGAAGAUGACCAAUUGGCGAUCAUCUGCUACGGCGAUUAUCCGGUUCGGCCUUCUGUUGGCUUCGGUCAAUGCUGCCAUAGGAAAUAAUCAUACUGAUGAUUUCAACGAAUUGACCUAUUCGGCAACAUCCGCGAAUCCGAGUUGGUGGCCGCAGCAUCUUCAAAACAGAAACGACUCGACGCAUCAUCAAAAAAAAUCGACGAAAAUCAUUCAUUUCUCCGAUUGGAGCGAGUGGUCGGUCUGCGAUCGUCACUGUACGCAAAACCGAGUUCGAAGGUGUCAGUUGAAAAAGAAAUGUGGAACGACGGUCCUCAGAGAAGAGAGGAGCUGCUAUCACAAAAGACGAGGUCGUCGAAGACGAUGCCGCCAACGUCAGAGGCACAGAGACCGACAUAAAGAAAAAUUUCACGUCGUCCAGAUUCCGAAAGAAGCCGAACCCCGCCAAGUGAAGCGCAAGGGUAAUCGUCCGAUUAACGGACAAAACGGACCCAGGAAUCGACCGAACAGAUUCUACGGAAAAUGGAGCAAGUGGUCAGCCUGCACCAGAACCUGCACUACUCAACGGCACAGGUGGUGCAGACGGCCAGGGAUAUGCGGACGCGACGUGAUACGCGAAAGCGCCUACUGUUACGUCGAAGGAAGUUUCUGCCAAAAAUGGAUUUACCGACGAAUACAGGGUCAGCACGAGGACGACAACGAUGUUGACCAGGACCUGGACGAAUUUGAUAUCCGUCCGAACAUGGUGGACUCUGUCAACGGUGCGAAUGACGAACCGUGGAAAUGUGGGGUCGUUAAUUCGAGCCGAAAUUCCCGUUUGUCCUAUUUCACGAGGAUCAUCGGGGGCCGGCCAUCGAUACCAGGGAAUUGGCCGUGGCAAGUCGCACUGCUGAACAGAUUUCGGGAAGCUUUCUGCGGAGGCACUCUGGUUUCUCCUAGAUGGGUUCUCACCGCUGCUCAUUGCAUGCGAAAGAGGCUCUACGUCCGCAUCGGUGAACACGAUUUGACGGUCAAAGAGGGCAGCGAAUUGGAGCUCAGGGUGGAUUCGGUAAUCGUGCAUCCAUACUACAACGCCGACACCGUCGACAACGACGUAGCUCUUUUACGACUUCCGGUGACUUUGACGCCGGCCGUUACUCGGGGUAUCGCCUGUCUUCCGACUCCGAGACAACCGUUACCCACGAAUCAACGUUGCACGAUUAUCGGAUGGGGGAAAUCCAAAGCGACCGACGGCUUCGGUACCGAUGUGCUUCACGAAGCUAGGGUACCGAUCGUUUCCAGCGACACUUGUCGCAGCGUCUACAUGGAUUAUCACAUAACGGAGAACAUGUUUUGCGCGGGUUAUCCUCAGGGGAGGAUGGACACUUGCGCCGGUGACAGUGGCGGUCCGUUGCUCUGUAAAGAUCCGCGAAGACCGGAACAGCCGUGGACGAUUUUCGGUAUCACUAGUUUCGGUGAGGGAUGCGGUAAACGCGGUAAAUUCGGCAUUUACGCCAGAUUACCCAACUACGUGAUAUGGAUCGAGAAGGUCAUAAGACACACCGACGCCCAUACGUAACGAACCGACUCAUUCGAGCAUAAAAAGCAUACGAGAAUCCUUUGACUUCCUAUUUUAGUGAAACAAGAAGAAUAACUGGAGUGUAAAUUUGUUUGAAUUAGGUACGAAAUUGUUGAACUUUUUCGAAUUUUCUCUGUCACGAGUAACUGUCACCUUAGUGAACUCGAUUCAAGCAUGGCGUACGGCGUUAGAUAGACGUUAAUAAAAUUCAUCAUCCCUUC
Messenger RNA from Athalia rosae (coleseed sawfly), 2559 nucleotides. RefSeq names its product plasminogen. The transcript has 10 exons. Gene Ontology annotation, biological process: proteolysis. Lineage: Eukaryota; Metazoa; Arthropoda; Insecta; Hymenoptera; Athaliidae. The record is from RefSeq and is a predicted model, not a curated record. Bases 782 to 2338 code for a protein of 518 amino acids. Gene Ontology annotation, molecular function: serine-type endopeptidase activity.